Molecule: messenger RNA, 2646 nt
Organism: Coccidioides posadasii C735 delta SOWgp
Lineage: Eukaryota; Fungi; Ascomycota; Eurotiomycetes; Onygenales; Onygenaceae
Gene: SKB1
Product: methyltransferase protein
Biological process (GO): regulation of DNA-templated transcription; peptidyl-arginine N-methylation
Cellular component (GO): cytosol; nucleus
Source: RefSeq, a predicted model, not a curated record
CUGCUUGUUGAUCAUUUGGUUCUCUCAUAGUUGGAUAAACAUGACGUGAUUGCGAGCUCUGCUAACUAGCCAAAUAGAACCGCGAACUCCCUCCCGUCCCGCUCCACCAGGCCUGAGGAAAAUAUUUCUCCAGGGUUUCGGGAAGCAAUUCGGAUCGGUAGGAGAAGCUGCUUGGUGUUUAGUGAUAUCUAUGCACGAUGGAAGCCUCGGACAGUUGGACUCCCACAUUUGUAGUGGGACAGCAUGAAAGUGACCGAAAACUACCUGUGUCUCUGGACACCGUCCAGCGGGUCCACGACUGCAAUUAUGAUGUUGUCACAACUCCAAUUACAACGUCCGAGUUUCAUUCCAACGUCCUCACCUUGAUUGCCUCCCAUCUAUGUAGCCUGGAGCGGCCGGUCCAAGAUGCGUGUGGCACGCUGGCGACAUCCCAGAACACCAAACCUCUUGCAAUUCCAUCCUUGUCGCUUUCCGAUUCGCAUCUGAGCCCGAAUGGAUCCCUAGGCAAUGUGAUUGCCAUCACCAGCAAGUGGAUUGAUCUCUGUUCGCCGGAUCCUCUAAUCGCGGACGUCUCUCGCCAAAUAUUAAUGCAUGAGGUUGCCUAUGCUGCGUUCUGCGGUGUGAGCUAUGUCAUAAUUCAAGGACCCAGAUUACACCAUGGGAGCCUUCGUGGCGAAGGCUUAAUGUAUUAUGCUCGCACGAUCCAGGAAGUGUUGAAUGUUGCGCCCUAUAUCCAAGUACAUAUUUGGUUUCAGAUGACCGAUAACCCCAGUGCGGAGACCACUGACAUUGGCAACUUGGCUCCCUUUGCGCGAGCGGAAUAUCUACACCAGCAGGACCCAACUGUAUCCAUUGAUCCGGAUCAAUUUGGUACUUGGGAUGCGUGGGAUGCGGUUAGGAGAGUCUGUAAACAUCACUCGCGCCUCUUCGUAGCCUUGACGCUACCUAAAUAUCUUCCUUCUGCACCUGUGCAAUCAAGGUGGCUCUCUGAACCUGUUCAUACUCUGACCAUUGACGGCAAUGUGUUCGUGAAAAAUCAAAAGGGAUACCCAGUCCUUUCUAGGGUGCAUCAGGGUCUGAUUUCUCGGUUCAUGCGCCUUAAGGUGCAACCUUGGAUUAUUCUAUGUGAUGUUGGCCCUAUUCCCGAUCCUUUUCAGCAGAGUGAUGAAUCUCCCACCCCCGCGGAAGCAGUGCAAAGGCUCGGUCCCAAUUUUAGCAAAAAGAACUACGACCCAACGCCUCAUCUUUCAUAUAUACGAAAUCUCCAAACAAAACAACCGCCCCGCACGCCUAUGGAGCGCUUCGGAGUGGGGUAUCAAGACUUUUUGCAAGCGCCGUUGCAACCGCUGACCGUGAAUCUGGAGAGUGUGACAUAUGAAGUGUUUGAAAAAGAUCCUAUUAAGUAUGAAUGGUAUGAACGUGCGAUUGCAAAAGCUUUGAAAGAUUGGAUAGCCAAAAAGAAGACAACUUCUUCCCCAGAUGGACGUGUUGUUGUCGCAGUGGUUGGGGCUGGCCGUGGGCCUUUGGUGACCAGAGCGAUACGGGCAAGUGUCGAGGCAGGCGUGGAUAUUGAAAUGUGGGCUGUUGAAAAGAACCAGAACGCAUUCGUCCACCUUCAACGACAAAACAAGACUAUAUGGGCAGGGAGCGUAAAUUUGGCCCAAUCUGACAUGAGGAGCUGGAAAGGUCCCCAUCGCGUGGCCUUACGGGGAUCUGAUGGACAAGAUGCCUCGACGCUUCAUUACCCUGUUGACAUCUUUGUUUCCGAGCUCUUAGGCUCUUUCGGAGACAAUGAAUUGUCCCCGGAGUGUCUUGACGGAGUCACGCAUCUCCUGAACCCAGACCAUGGAAUUUCCAUUCCAGCAUCAUACUCCGCCCACCUUACUCCUAUAUCCUCUCCUCGUCUCCAUGCUGAUGUUACUGCUCAAAGCGCCUCUAACCCAGCAGCCCCAGAGACACCAUACGUUGUCAUGCUUCACGCAUUUGACUUCCUCUCCACGGUUCAACCCGCCUCAGGAACAGCCGGUCCAAAAUCUUCAAACGGUCAGAAUUCCUUGCCUUCAAACAAGAUCACCAAGACCCCUACGCCUCCACCUACGUUCGAAACUCCAACGCCUAUCGUCCAUACAGCUUGGUCCUUCUCCCAUCCAAACUCCAAUAUCCCACCCCCUUCCAGGUCGUCAUCCGUCCUGUCGAACGCACACAAUGUGCGUCAAACACGGCUUACGUUUCCCUGCCGAGAACGUGGUGUAUGCCACGGUCUGGGUGGAUAUUUUGAAACAGUGCUGUAUGACGAUGUGGAGUUGUCCACAAACCCAGUAACGAUGGACACAAAGAGCGAAGGGAUGAUAAGUUGGUUUCCGAUCUAUUUCCCAUUAAAGACGCCCUUGCACGUUCCUGAAAACUCCGAAGUGGUUGUCACCAUGUAUCGACAAACCGAUGACAGGAAGGUGUGGUAUGAGUGGAUCGUGGAGGUCUACGAGCUACGUGAAGGAAUGGGGAAUGGUGUCCGAAAGCUGCGUGUAGCGAUGAGUGAAUUUCAUUCAAGUAUUAAGGAUGGAUGUCUAAUGUAAUCGGCAUCGAGCCAGCUACAUGCAAUCUGAUGAAUGCAAAUCAUGCCACAUAACUACUAGAUCACUCAAAGAA